AACCAUACUCGCAUCGAUCAAUAUUAAUUUAAAAAAAAGUGUGUUGGAGAUAAUACUUUUGUUCAAAGGUGACCUCAAACUCUGGUGUUAUUAAUUUUAUAUGAACGAAUAUUCAAUGAUAGUAUAAGUCUAGAAACGAAACUGACUACCAUUCAAAAUUGUACCUCAAUAUGUUUGCCAUAAUUGAAUUCGCAAAACAUAAAUGUGCCAUUAUUCCAAUGAUAUGGUUGAUUGAAAAUAAAACAAAAUGUUAUUGGCCCCGUACUAAAAGUGAAGAACUAUUUAAUAGUUUGGUACUAGCAUGCUCUCCUCCUGAAAAUUCAUGGGCUCUAUAUGAUGUCGAUAAAAUUCUGUUCACCGGGGAUGAUUAUGCUAAAACUUCUGCUCACUUUGAAGUUGUCUUAGCCCAGAGCACUUCAUCAGAUCCAGACGUUUCAACUUUGGGUAGAACAAGGUUUUCUGCAACUGCAGGGAUCGCUUCCAAAUCCAUCAGUUUGAAGAAAAAUGGAACAGAAGGUGAAGCAGACAAUCUGAUGAAUGAGCUAAGUCAUGUUUCAGACGAACGGCCCGAACAAACUAGCAUAUUGAACCAUCCAGAAUCAGAUGUAGAUUGCUUUAUAUCAGAUGGUUCUAUUGAUUCAUGGAAAAAUGCUGAAUAUAAGAAACCUUCCUCGGAUCCUCCUAAGAAUCUCAGUAAAAAACAAAGUAGCGAUAAUGAAAGUGAUUCCUGGGACAGCACACCAAAGGCAACCAGACACAAGGAAAAUAGAAAGAGGAAAAAAACUUCUUCUCAUGAUACAAGUACCAAGCACAAAAUGAACAGGAAAUUCCAACACAACCAAUCAUCCGAUUCGGAAGAUUCUGAUAAAAACAAUACGACUUCGUGUGAUCCUAGCAUCAAUGGGGCAUGUAAUACUCCGAAAUCAUCCGUUUGUCGUACGGAAAAGAGAGAAAGUUUUUUGGUUAGCCCUAGCAAUAGAGAAACACAACCUCUAUUAUUAUCCCAAAACUAUUCAUCAAGAAGUAGCCCUUCUCAGUCAGCCAGAAGUACUCCACUGUCUACUAGGACUACGCAGGAUUCAUCAAUAUAUAUAAAGAGAUCAGAACUAGAACAUAUAUAUUCUUCCCUAGAAGCAUUGAAGGCAGCUCAGGACCAGCAAUCAGUUAUGCUUGGCGAGUUGUUGAGAACAAUUAAUGCACAAAAUGCAAAAAAGUUGGUGCGUCCCAACAAAAUGCCACCUUUACCGAUAACCGACAAAAAAGGGUACAGAGAGUUGGAAGAAGCAUUGAAUGAUGAAGCAGUUUUCGAGUUUUUGAAGAGGCGUUUGUCCAUCAUAGGGGGGCAAAAUGUACGGCACAGCGUCAUGAAUAUGAUGAAGUAUUUGUUGACGAACCAAGUUGCCAUGAAAUUCAACUGGGCUGGUAGAGAAAAAAGGCCAUUCAAAAAUACUAAUAUGAUGAAAGCCAUACGUGAGGCAGCGAUGUAUGCUUAUUCAGAGAUGAGUCGUUCUGAUCUGAAUGAAGAUCUCAUAAAUAAGGCAGUGAAGGACUGGCUGAAACUGGCCAAACAGCGUUUCGAGUACAAAAAUAAACAAAAAUAAAUUUUGAUCGCAUUCCAACUGAAAGGUUCAGAUAAAAAUUUCAAUCCAUCAAUGAAAUCAUUAAAAAAAAAUCAAUUUAGAUUAUCUUAUCCAAAACGAUAUUCAGUUUUUAUUUGAAGGAACGAUUGAAAACAUCUAUCUGAACCUUUCAGUUUCUCAUAAA
This is a messenger RNA of Coccinella septempunctata (seven-spotted ladybird), 1764 nucleotides long. RefSeq lists its product as uncharacterized. The transcript is spliced from 8 exons. Bases 171 to 1601 code for a protein of 476 amino acids. The record is from RefSeq and is a predicted model, not a curated record. Lineage: Eukaryota; Metazoa; Arthropoda; Insecta; Coleoptera; Coccinellidae.